Messenger RNA from Photinus pyralis (common eastern firefly), 5255 nucleotides. RefSeq names its product sperm flagellar protein 2-like. The record is from RefSeq and is a predicted model, not a curated record. The transcript has a single exon. NCBI's taxonomy places the organism in Eukaryota, Metazoa, Arthropoda, Insecta, Coleoptera, Lampyridae. Bases 280 to 5253 code for a protein of 1657 amino acids.
UCGGUGAAAUGUACAAAUCCUUUGUAAUGACACAAGUAACGUAAAUAAAAAUGAUAGAUCCUCCAAGAUGCAGUACUCCUAAACGGGAGUGAAAGUUUUGGGACAUGCAAAAAACAACUAAAAACUUGAAAAUCUGAAAAACGUGUUAACAGCACUUUGUCAGCAAGUAUAUCUUAAAGGAAUUCAGUUUUGGCUAUUGACAGCUCAUGUCAUUAAAUAUUAGAAUUACUGUAUUUAUAUCAACGCAACUUACUAAAACGUCACACAGCUUCUGUAAUUAUGGGGGAUUUAAUAAAGGCAUGGAUCGUAGAAAGAAUUGGGGUAGUGAUGAACAUGGACCCGCAGGUCUUCUCUACGGAAGUAAUGGACGGUACAAUAAUCGCACAAAUUUUAUUAAACUACAACAUCAUCACCGAAACGCAAGCGUGGCAAAUAGUCCCGACUAAUAAUCCGGUUAUCGCCUCCAAAAACUUCAAGCUCAUCCAACUGUGGCUGCACAGUAUCGGCAUACAACGCGCCACUGAAGAACUAGAUGAAAUCUGCACGGGAAAAUCUAUGGUGGCAAUUAAACUUUUCUAUGAGCUCUAUUUGAAAUUACACGACAAAAACGGUCUCUUCUUCGCAAUGAGGAAAAGACAAAAAGAGAGGCUGCACCCGACAAACACCCGGUUUGACGUUUGCACGGUUAACGAAACCGUUAACGGAAAUCUCACCGAAUUCGUCGACAACGACCUAUGCCAGCAGUUAGUGGUGCACCAAGGUGUUAUUAAAUGGAACCAAGAUCGUUACAAAGCCUUACGGGAGAAAUACAGAGAGACGCGCGAACGUUAUUCGAAGUAUCUGGAUAAGAAGUGCGGUCUCAAAGAGGUCAAUCAGUUUGGCAACGCGGAAAUGGUUGUGCCACCCUCCAAACCCUUGGAGCGAUUGGAUUCGAGCUGCUCGAGCGACUACGACCUUACUUUCGAUGAUCUAGUCAAAGAGCGACAGGAGGCAUCUUUAAAGCCCGUAUUUGAGGAGGAUCCGAAAGCGGCCGCCGAAAUAUUGAAGAACAUUAAGCGGAGGAAACGUCGCGAGAUGCACGAAAAUGAAGAACGUGUAAAACAGCAGAAAUUACUGCUAAUGGAGCUGUGGGGUAAGCUCCUCGCGCAACAGGAGAAGGAACUGGAGGAAUGCGUCUCGAAGAAAAUGCUGAAGCAGUCCACUUUCGAAAAGCAAAUGACCACGAAACUGUUCGAAGUUCGACAGCAGGCCAAACACAUCUUGGCGAAUCGCAGAUUUAUGGACGACUGCGCGUUAAAAAAGCGCGAGGAUGAGUUCUUGGAGCAUGUGUUUUUACGGGACAAGGGCGUUGGUAACCAGAAAGGUAAUUACUAUGUCGAACGUGGAAGAAUGUUGGAGUUGCACAGGCGACUGUACGCACAACGGAUGUGCCUGUACGUUUCUAGGCGUGAUGACAUGUGCAAACGCAUUGUUGAAGAUUUUGUAUCGCUGGCGGUAAUAUCGGCCGGAUAUAAGGAGAAGUAUCAAGCUGAUCCCGAUGAGGCUAUAAGGAGGGAGUGGGGGAAUUUGUUUAUUAAAGCAAAAUCUCUAGUUGCCUAUCUAGCUGACGUGACCGAGCUUGUGGUCCCCGAACCCGUUUCGAGCGACUUGGAGGAAAUUUACUGUUUCGAAAUGGAUAGACAGGAAGCGUUAGACGAGCGAGAGUUUGAAAGUUAUAUGAACUUCGAAAAGCCUUGGACCGACUUUCUCGCACAGUGGGAGGAGCACUCGCCCCAAAUCGAGCACGGAAUGAACGUCUUGAGUCACAAUGUGAAUCGAGUCUUAAAAACCAAAAACCCCGAGGCGCAAUCGCCCCAUCCGUUACCGGCGGUUGACGUCGCAGUUUGCAUCAACGGUUUUCCCGAUUGCAACGUCCUCCCAGUGUUACAAAAGCUAUUAAACAAACGCAAAAUUCGUGUGAUAGAGAUGCAGGAUGCUGUCAACACGUGCCUGGAGGCGUACAAGUUGGAAAGAGGCACGGAAAGUCUUGAAAACGCGCUGAAUGAUCAUACUGAAGCGGCGCUUGCGCAUUUCAACAGAUCCGGCCCGGUUAAGCUCACCGUUCCUGUUAAGGGGAACAAGCAAAGCGCGACGUCUGGGCUCAAACUUGAAACAAAAAGCACCCAGACACUGGUUAACUACCCUUUGGUGGACUUAAGUGUUAUGGCCGAGUAUGGCAAGUUAGCCUACGAGGCAUUGAAUGUUGGCGAUGAGUUGACCGACAAUCUUCUCGUCGUAAUGCUCGUGGAAUAUAUAAGGAGCCUGAAUGACUUAUCAGGAUGGGCGCUGAUAAACUAUCCCAACACGUUGACUCAGGCAGCUGUGUUGGAACAGGCCUUAACAGGCGGGUUCGUGCCAGACGUAAGCUGCGAUUCGGGUAGCAUCGGUGAUAUCGCCGAUUUAAUCGUUAAAGCCUCAGAAAUGGGCCUUAAAGGCAGAAACGUGGAGUUGCAGCAAUCGAAACUGCUACCAGAUUUAAGUUCAUCGCAUUCCCUAUACCGCACUUAUCUCACCGCUUUCAUAACCGUUAAAUCUGAAAAUUGCGUCGGCACAGACUGUAGUGAACCACAGACGCCCUUAGAGGAGUUCUACCUGGAGCAGGGUUGCCACUAUGAGCUUUUGUACGAAAAUUUGGAACUGAACAUUAUUAAGCGACUGGCCAAAAUGAUUAUUGGCGAAUAUUCCAUUCCGCCGAAAACUUCGCAAGAAUUAUUCGGUGACACCCUGAACUACGUAGAGGCGAACCUAAGCGAAUCGGCAAAAUUCGUGGGGCAGGAGAUAAAGCAUCAAAAAGAAACAGUUCCAUCGGAAAUAUUCGUAGCAUCGACGGGUGUACCCGGAGAUCCUUCGUGGCAGUACUUCGAUAUCGCGUUUCCGGAAGCGCUUCAAAUCGCUCUGGCGACGCUUUGGGAAAAUAUGGAAAGCGUCUACGUAACUGAUUUUAAGCAACUAUUCUUUACGAAGCGGAUUCUUGUAAACGCGGUCAUGCCGUACAUAUCUCACGUGCAAGACCACGUGCGCGCGUUUAUCGCGCGACCUGACUCGAAACAGAGCUUCUUAAGUGAUUUCCAGAAGUACUACAACCUAAUUGACGACGACAUGCGCGAAGACCCCGAAGUCAAAGCCGAAAUUCACUGCGCGAUUUCAAAGUUUCGCAACGAACUGUUCGAGAUCUGCGACACCCGCCUGAAGGAGUGCCAAACUGAACUCCACAGGAUCGUCCAGGAGCACUGGCUGACAAACCUGCUGACGGAAUUGGUCAACGUGUACAGUGCCGCCAUGCAGUUGGAAAUCGACCGCUGCUGCGACAGCCUGCAAUUUCUAAUCGACUACUACUCCGGGGUUAUCACAAAAAUGCCAUGCAGAGAGCCCGUUCUACGCAAAACGGCACUUGGCAAACUGACCACUGACCCGCACAGCUCACCGGCCAGUGCCGCCGCUCGAAUUGUCACAACUUUACAGCUGUCCGAUUCCAAAACUGACUUCUCCAACACGCCAUUCCACGACUUCAUUCAUCACAACUCGGCAAUCUCGACCUCGGAUAUCGCCAAGUUGAAAACUACGGCUAGCAGUAUUAUUUUACAAGCCGACGCCUACUUCAAACCAAAAAGCGCGAAAAAGGCGGCCUCCCCUAAGAAGGACGGCAAGCAGCUUCCGAAAUGCGAGGAGCCCGACGACGAUGUCAAGGCAGUAGGCACGCGCCUGAUCGAGGAGUGGCAAUGCGCUACAAACGGCGAGCACCGUCGGACGUUAAUGCGAGUGAAUAUGUUAGCGGAACAAUCCCUUCGAGACCUGAAGACCGUCUUCGAAAGCUGCAAAAGCAGUUUUCGCCAACUAUUCGCCGAGAUCGGAGACAGGUACGAACGGGAGAUCGAGAGUGUGAACACGGCGUGCGAGGUCUUCGCCAAGGCCACUGAAGCCGAACUUAACUUACAGCCCGAAUUACGGUUCGAGGGCGACCGCUUCUACAUCGAACCCAAUGUACUGCUCUACCCCGACCCGGUACCGUCGCCGUACGAGGCGCAGCCAAUUUCGACCACCGAAUGCGUUUUCACAAUGAAACAGCUCCACUCGUUAACCGACAUUUUCGCGAGUUUGGCGCCGAACGGAAGCAUAUCGGAGAGACCCUUCGUCUUCGUGCUGCAAGAUUUUAUCGUGCACAAUGCGGAAGAUGGAAAAGGUCCGAUGGUGCCUCCGCUGUGGCAAAAAUUGGCGCCUGAGCAGGUUUCAACACUGUCCAAGGCGAUCUUCGGCGAUGUCGAGUUUGUCAAUUGGAAAGAUUUCAUCGUUUACAACUUGGAAGUCUCCUUCCCGACGGUACGGGAAUUGUUGCACGUGCGCACCCUGUUCAGGGGGUGCGACCCGAACGUGACUGAGACAAUUAAGGACUAUCAAUUUUGGCAAGUCCCGCUUUGGUUUGAGCCGAGGAGUGAAACGAAGGCAAUUAAAAGCCUCAUUUUGAAACUGUACAAGGUGGACGAGGAGACUUUCAACUACACCAACUUCCUUUUGGACUUUUGUAAAGGCCGGGACGUAGCCGCUGGAUUCUUCAAAGCGUUAACUUUAGCUUAUGGUAAUCCUGUCUGUGAUAGUCCAGUCAUGGGGCAGCUGUACGUGGCAAGCAUAAUGGAGCAAAGGUCGAUCGACGAUCGAUUGGAGAUACUGCGGCAGUUGGAGCAUGCGGAAGUCACCAAGCUGACAGAGGCGGCUUUGGUGUCCUUGAUCAGCUGUACGGUGCAUGCCUGUGACAGCGUCAUCAUCGAAGACUACACGUCAACGUCCGACUUGCAGGACAACAACUCCGAGUCAACAACCCAAGUUAGUAAAGGUGGAGAUGAACCGUUAACCGAAAUUUUCUCCGGCACCUACGAAGACAAUGAAAGUAUCUGCAAGGCGGAUGAGUUUAAAAACUUGGAUCAAUCGUCCGAGCCGUUCUACGUCCCGAAAUAUGUCUACACAGUUCCAUUCGAGGACGUUCUUGCCAUUCUAACGGCAUCGCUGCCUUGGCACGUUGCUCACGAAACCGUCAAUGAGAGUAACAUACGGGAAAUAUUGGAAAACAUUUACAAGUCACUAAGAAAACCUGAACUGAACGACAACGUCCUCGCUCACGAAUUGUAUGACAGCCAGGAUUUUCGUAAAUUGCUACUUAGAAAUUGUAAGUUCGUCGAAAAACGUGUCUGUCCAAUUCUUAAAGGCCUCGUAGAAAAAUAAAC